AUGAUCAAUCAGGUGUGUACCAGGUUACCGCGAAGCCAUCUCCAAGAUAUAGUGAAGCUCAAUCUUAAAGACUGUUGUCUUAUUGCGUCAUGCACCAAUGAAGAGAGCCCGAAUACGUUCAGAUUUUGCUAGCCCAACAAGAAUAAAUUUAGGAGAUAAUCUAGAGAGAGAGAACAAUCAGAAUUGUUCUAAUCAACUUACAUGUUCGUUGGAACAAGGUAGAAGUGGACCACUGAACUCUCGGGCUGUUUGGGGUGUACGUUCCUCUUGCCUUGGAAUUAUGAGAACUGGGGAGAAUCGUUCAAAAGCUGUCGAGACGGUUGUUUCGCAAAGAGCCCUACAAAUGGGCACCUCAUUUCCAUGCCGAAUCUGUGUGGUUGGUUUUCUCUUCGGGGUUUGUCUUACGACGUUAUUCCUGGCUGCUCUCACUUCAGGCAGCUUUGCCUUUGGAGGGAUUUCGUUCUCUUCGUUUUCAAAUGGAAUCGCUUCUUGGAACCCGAACACUUCAGAUAUGAGCAAUAUCGAUCAGGAGAAAGUGUCUUUCUUGUACUCGGCUUGGAGUGCUUUGCUCAACGAAUCAAUGAAAGGCCAAGGUGAUCAGUCGCCGCAAGGUGCAGAUCAAGUGAGGAAUGUGCCGAAAGCCCCUCACUUGGAGGAUUGCAAGCUGAGUGCACAAGUCAACAAGAAACUCGAUAAGCGUGUCGAAAAUGAGAGCUUUCCUCCUUGGACGCUGUGGAAGGGACUCUUAGAUACUUACCCAUCUAGCGAGGCGCGCAAGUCUGAUGAAGGUGCUCAUCCUCCGUGGGUAGCGGGAUCGGACGAAGACAAUUAUCCACUGACUAGGAAAGUGCAGCGAGACAUAUGGGUUCACCAGCACCCUGUGGACUGCAAUGAUCCUGAUGUGAAGUUUCUUCUUGCUGACUGGGAAACGUUGGCAAGGUUAGGCAUGGGAGCUCAGUUUAACGCAAUGAUCGGGCUCCUUGCUAUGGCGAUCGACGAAAAAAGGGUCCUCGUUACGAACUACUAUAAUCGGGCGGACCAUGACGGGUGUAAAGGGUCAUCGCGCUCUAGUUGGUCUUGUUACUUCUUUCCAGAAACAUCCCAAGAAUGCCGAGAACGUGCAUGGAAGUUAAAGGAGGACAAGGAAGCAUGGGAGAAAGGAAUCAUAACAGGAAACGCCAAGUAUACAGUAAACCAAGUAUGGUUUAAUGGGGGUCCUAGGAUUUGGGGUGAUCCUUGGAGUUACAUGCAGCCUACAGCUGAUAUAGACGGAAAACUGAUUGCUUCUCAUCGCAACAUGGAUACACGGUGGUGGCGAGCCCAGGGACUCCGCUACCUAAUGAGAUUUCAGACUGAGUAUACCUGCAACUUGCUAAAUGCUGAACGUCAUGCUGCCUUCGGACGGGAGGCUGCUAAAAUGGUGGUUCUUGCAACACCCGCCAAAAAAUGGCGCGAGGAAGUUACAGAAGAACCUCAGUCUGACAUAGAACGAUUUGUAUGGUCCAAUCACAAACCGUGGAUUCCUAGGCCAUUGCUAAGCAUGCAUGUGAGGAUGGGCGAUAAGGCAAGCGAAAUGAAGGUAGUUGGAUUUGAAGGGUACAUGAAUCUUGCUGAACGCACAAGAAAGCGCUUCCCAAAUGUUCACAACAUCUUGGUAUCCUCUGAGAUGCAGGAGGUCAUCGAUAAAUUGAGAUCAUACCCCGGUUGGAAUUUCUACUACACAAACGUGACACGACAGGUGGGGGACACGUCAAUGGCUGAUUACUCAGCAAGUCUAGGCCCGGAAGUCAGCACAAAUUACCCUCUGGUUAAUUUCUUGAUGGCUGUCGACUCAGACUUCUUCGUCGGAGCCUUGGGUUCCACCUGGUCCUAUCUUAUAGACGGCAUGAGGAACACCGGAGGAAAAGUAAUGGCCGGCUACUUAAGCGUCAACAGGGAUCGGUUUUGGUAGCUAGAGAUUAAAUAGAUAAAGCCGGCGGCUGGCUAUAACACGGCCAAGUCGAGAGCUUAGGUGAAGACUCUGGCGACAUCUUGGGAAUUUAUCAUACUUGACCUCAUUAGGGUUUUUACUCAUGGCUUCCGCACUUUGUAAAAUCUUUUUGGUGGACAUUGAAACUCCUUUUUCUAUUGGUGGCACAUAGUUAUUAUUUGACUUAUGGGAUAUUAAUUAAUUGGUUGUUAAGUAC
This is a messenger RNA of Rhododendron vialii, 2186 nucleotides long. RefSeq lists its product as uncharacterized. The transcript is spliced from 10 exons. Gene Ontology annotation, biological process: protein N-linked glycosylation. Gene Ontology annotation, molecular function: alpha-(1->6)-fucosyltransferase activity. NCBI's taxonomy places the organism in Eukaryota, Viridiplantae, Streptophyta, Magnoliopsida, Ericales, Ericaceae. The coding region runs from base 98 to 1951 and encodes 617 amino acids. The record is from RefSeq and is a predicted model, not a curated record.